Carcharodon carcharias (great white shark) is the source of this 2673-nucleotide messenger RNA. RefSeq names its product N-acetyltransferase 15 (GCN5-related, putative) (gene naa60). The transcript is spliced from 6 exons. Gene Ontology annotation, molecular function: protein-N-terminal amino-acid acetyltransferase activity; histone acetyltransferase activity. The record is from RefSeq and is a predicted model, not a curated record. The coding region runs from base 9 to 737 and encodes 242 amino acids. Lineage: Eukaryota; Metazoa; Chordata; Chondrichthyes; Lamniformes; Lamnidae. Gene Ontology annotation, cellular component: Golgi membrane. Gene Ontology annotation, biological process: N-terminal peptidyl-methionine acetylation.
AGCUGUGAAUGACAGACAUCGUAUCCUCCACUGUACUUAGUGAAAUACAACUUCGGUUACUCUGUCAUGAUGACAUAGAUACAGUGAAGCUUCUAUGUGGUGACUGGUUCCCAAUAGAGUACCCAGAUUCAUGGUACCGGGACAUCACUUCCAACAAGAAAUUCUUUUCCUUGGCAGCCACAUAUAAAGGUGGCAUUGUGGGGAUGAUAGUGGCCGAAAUAAAAAGUCGAGCAAAAGUACAUAAAGAGGAUGGAGAUAUUCUGGCCUCUAGUUUUCCUAUAGAGAUACAAGUUGCUUACAUUUUAAGUCUAGGGGUUGUAAAAGAAUUCAGAAAACAUGGAAUAGGUUCAUUAUUACUUGAAAGCCUGAAGGAUCACAUAUCAACCACAGCUCAAGAUCAUUGCAAAGCAAUCUAUUUGCAUGUCCUUACUACCAAUAGUACUGCCAUCCACUUCUAUGAAAAUAGGGACUUUAAACAACAUCACUACCUGCCCUAUUAUUACUCUAUACGUGGUGUUUUAAAGGAUGGCUUUACGUAUGUUCUUUAUAUCAACGGAGGACACCCUCCUUGGACAAUCUUUGACUAUAUUCAACACAUUGGCUCAACUCUGGUGAAUCUGAGGCCUUGCUCCAUUCCCCAGCGAAUAUACCGCCAGGCACAGAACCUUAUCCGCAGUUUUUUACCCUGGCCUGGUAUCUCAGCAAAAGGUGGCAUAGAGUACAGCAGGGCAAUGUGAUCUCAUGUUUUUUUUUAAGCAAACAAUUUGAAAAGCUACAAAACGGACAGUCUGCACUGAUUAUAUUUGUAUUUCUUCUGAACAUCAAUAUGCCAGGCAGGGAGGAAGGGAUGCUAUAUUUUAAAACGCUUGGAGGCAGUCCCUCACUGAUGCAAUUCGAAUUCUAUACAGAAUGUAUUAUAAUACAGUGUUACCUAUCUGUUAAUGGAGCAAGUGCACUGUGUCAAGAUUCAUCUGUUCCAUUAAUGUCUUUUGAUUACUUUUACACCUGGUAAUUUGCUGCUAUCUAGAAAACCACUGUAUGUCUUAUUUGUAAUUAUAUGUGGAUUCUAAAUGUAGAUUUUCAUAAUUUCUUUUGACUUUGAAUAUUUCAGUUGUAUUAUGCACCUUGAGUGUAUGGCAAAAAUUCUGUAUUUGGAUUUUACUGUAUUCAGGUUUUAAAGUUGUUGGACUGGUUUCUGCACAGUCAUUAAUUUGUAGCCUUUGCCCAUUCUUGUUCACUUCAUUAAGUUGGAUUUUGUAACUAUGGGAAACAAAAUCUAUUUUUGUGAUUGAUCAACGUUUUGGUUUUCAAAAUGCCUGCUUUUAGUUGCAAUAUAUAUUAGUAAAGUGUUCAUAUAUGCAUGUUCUUUACUGAGCUGAAUUGAUUGUACUUGUUCACCUUGUGUAUACCUGGGGGUAAAAUAUGCAGACAGUUCAACUAUCUUUUAAGCCACACGAAUGACCCCACCUGGUGGAAAAACCACGAGGUGAUCAGUGAUUCAAAAAAGGGAGAAAAAAAAGUCCAAGAUAGACGAUUUUGCCAUUUGCAACAACUGCUUGUCCUGCUAUUCAUCAUUUCGUUGUGUCACAUGACAUUUUCUGUUCUGGAAUUACAAACUAGCUUUCAAGAUUGGGAACAGACGAUUUUAGAAAUUCACAAUAUGUUCUAUUUAAAUCUGUCUUGAACUGUUUCAGAAAAACAAGCUUGAGUUUAGAUCUAAUUUUACUUCUUAAAAGUAAUUUUUUUUUCUUGCUUUGCAGUGCAUAAAUUAUGACAUCAGACACUGUGUGGUCACUCCAUAUGCCAGACUGUAAUAAUCAAAUGUGUAAAUAUUACUAUGUUUUUAUCUUUUUUUCCUAUAUGCCUGAUAAUUACUGUAAUGGUGUAAUGUGAAUGGUGUUGCAGGUCACAGAUGGGAAUACAGAUCAUUAUGAACUGCUAGAACUACUGUGAAAAGUGUUCCUAUGUGAAGUGUCAAUCUACAUGAAUUUCAGAUUUUUUUAAGCUUCAGUGAUCUAGCUGUUUAGACAUUUUUAACUUCAUUCCAUCAUUCUGUUUCACAAUUUAAAAAAUGCCUACACUGUUUCACAGGUUUUUAAAAUAAUUUUGGCACCAACGACAAUCAGUGUAAGACUUUUAAACAGUAAUUGCACUUUAGAUGUAUAGUAAAUGUUAAUAUAUUUAUGUAGUGGCACCCCUGUUAUCUGGGCAGCACUCUUUGUCUUAAUACAUUUAGACUUCUGAUCUGUUGUUGAGAACCAGUAUUCAUUGUUUAUGAAAUAUGACACCAGGCUGUGUAAGAAAUGGAACCAUAGAACCAUAGUUUGAAAUGAAGAUAAAUAUGUUCAGAAUUUCAGUUAAAUAUAUUAACACUAUAUUAAAAAUUCCAAUUAAUGUAGCACCAGUUGUAUUUUGCUUUUUUGUAUUUCCGUUAUUUGUGUUUUUCUCAUUUGUUGAACCACCAGUUGAUUUCUGGACUCCUGUGUUGAUUCAAUUUAUGUGGCUGUUGCAUAAAAUGUUUUUAAAAAUAAUUAUUAUGUUUUGUAAAGCAAGAAACAAAACAUCUGGAUUCUUGUGUGAAUUUAUUUCUUAAAACAAUUAGGAUACAUAAAUUUACUGGUCACAGCACUGUAAGAAAUCUUGCUCAAUCUAUUAAAAAUUACGUCAAAAUCA